This is a messenger RNA of Neolamprologus brichardi, 4168 nucleotides long. It is a transcript of the gene fzd6, whose product is annotated as frizzled class receptor 6. Gene Ontology annotation, molecular function: Wnt-protein binding; Wnt receptor activity. The record is from RefSeq and is a predicted model, not a curated record. Gene Ontology annotation, biological process: non-canonical Wnt signaling pathway; canonical Wnt signaling pathway. Gene Ontology annotation, cellular component: plasma membrane. Lineage: Eukaryota; Metazoa; Chordata; Actinopteri; Cichliformes; Cichlidae.
CCGGACGGGAAUAGUUGGUGGGAAGGUGCGGGAGCUUAUCUCAGGAAACACGCUACCAAAUUCCUCACCGGGCAGAUCCUGCAACUAUUCAUAAAGUCAGCAGUGUCACUAACUCUUGGGUAUUUGGGGGGAUGUGGAAUUCCUAUAUGUGGCCUAUAGGCACUUGCUGACUCACCAUGAGAAAAUUCUACCUGCUGCAGCGCCCACCAGCUCCACUGAGAUGUCCCUGGGAGGAAUGAUACACGGAUGACAGUCUGAACCAGGCCAAGACGUCCUCGCACGCAGUUAAAAAGAAACUCGAAUUAGUUUAUACACACACAAAAAAAGAACUGUGCACACGCUCACUCCUACUCACUCAUCACAAUGCUGAUGCCAGGACCACUGUGGGUGUGCCUGGCACUGAUGUGGGUGGGAAGCUGUCAUGCCCACAGCCUGUUUACGUGUGAGCCUAUCAGAGUGCAUCGGUGCUUGGAGACGUCCUACAACAUGACCUUCUUCCCCAACAUGAUGGGCCACUAUGAUCAGGAUAUCGCAUACAACCGCAUGCAGCCAUUUAUGCCCCUGAUAAACCUGAAGUGCUCUCCAGAUGUCCACCACUUCCUGUGCCAAGUCUUUAUCCCAGCAUGCACCGAGGAGAACAAGGUGAUCCACCCCUGCAGGGAGCAGUGCAAUGCUGUUCGGUCCGACUGUGAGAAGAACAUCCACACCUUUGAUGUCCCCUGGCCUCCUGAAAUGUGUGAAAAAUUGGACCCUUGCAGUGUGCAUGGUUCUCCAGUCCCUUUAACCACCCCAGCAAUCUCCUCAUCAGCUAAGAGAGAGCUGGGCUUCUGGUGUCCAUUGCAGCUAAAGACCAAGCCAGGUCAUGGCUCAUCAUUCCUAGGUGCCCAGGACUGUGCUCCACCUUGCUCCAACAUGUACUUCAAACCCCAUGACAUAGAAUUUGCAAAGAGCUUCAUCGGUGUGUGCUCCAUCAUCUGCCUGGGCGCCACACUCUUCACCUUCCUCACAUUCCUUAUUGACGUCAAACGCUUCCGUUACCCAGAGCGGCCCAUAAUCUUCUAUGCUGUGUGCUAUAGUUUUGUCUCGCUCAUAUACUUCAUCGGCUUCCUGCUGGGAAACAAUGCAGCCUGCAUCAAAGCAGCCAAUCCUGCUGGGGUUGACACAGUGGUGCUGGGCUCUCAGAGCAAAGGCUGCACUCUGCUUUUUAUGCUCCUCUACUUCUUCUCCAUCGCCGGUAUCGUCUGGUGGGUUAUACUCACCAUCACCUGGUUCCUGGCAGCCGGCCCCAAGUGGAGCUGUGAGGCCAUUGAGAAGAAAGCGGUGUGGUUCCACUCUGCUGCCUGGGGGAUCCCUGGGGCACUCACUGUCAUGCUGCUGGCUCUGAACAAAGUUGAAGGAGACAACAUCAGCGGUGUCUGUUUUGUGGGGCUCUACGACCUGGAUGCACUGCGCUACUUUGUACUGGCGCCACUGUGCGUGGGCGUCAUAGUCGGCCUCUUCCUCAUCCUGGCAGGUAUCGUUUCUCUGAAUCACGUCCGUCAGGUCAUCCAGCAUGAUGAGCGCAACCAGGAGAAGCUUAAGAAAUUCAUGAUUCGCAUCGGCGUGUUCAGCUGCCUCUACCUGGUCCCGCUGGUCACCCUGCUAGCCUGCUACACCUACGAACAGAGCCACCGCAGCAGCUGGGAGAACACCUGGAUAAACGACCGCUGCCAGGAGUAUAGCAUCCCCUGCUUAAACCAGGUUACCACAGAUCAUGAACGCCCUGACCUCUCCCUGUUUCUGGUGAAAUACUUGAUGACAUUGGUGGUUGGCAUAUCUGCAGUAUUCUGGGUCAGCAGUAAGAAGACCUGCUCUGAGUGGGCCUACUUUUUCAACAGGACCCGCAAUAAAGACCCCAUCAGCGAGAGCCGUCGGGUGCUCCAGGAGUCCUGCGAGUUCUUCCUAAAGCACAACAACCGGGUUCAGCACAAGAAGAAGCACUACAAACCCAGCUCCCACAAACUCAAGGUCAUCUCCAAGUCCAUGGGCACGAGUACCGGAGUCACGCCCACCAGUGUCUCCACCACCAGCAAUCAAGGCACCUCUGCCUUAGGCAACCAUGAGCCCCACAUGCAAGGUUCGCUGUCUGAGACCUCAGUCAGGGAACACCUGGACCGAGGCACCUCCAGUCGAAGCUCGAGGAGAGGGGAGAGAGAUAAGGAAAGAGAGAGGGAUGGGGGGGAGAGACGCAGCAAAACGGGGAGCUCCAGUAAAGUCAGCAGUCGCUCAGAGAGCUUGCACAGAGUGGCAGAUGGGAGGGCAACUCCAAGGAGCGAGCUAUCAGAGGUCAGGCACAUUCCCUGCGAGAAGCAACAGCUUUCAGCUUUAAACCCAGCACAUACCAGCAGCCUCCAAGACUCCAGCCACCAGAUGGUGCUCCAGGUGCCUGAGGAGAGCAAGGACCCAAAGGACAGCAGCUGCUGAGAUAUCUGACCUUUCAAAUUUGUCUGCUCAUCCAUCCACCCAUCCAUGACACCAGUCACAUGGGAGUCAUGCUUGAUGCUGGUUGUUGUUCCCAUUGUGGGAUUUUAUUGAAUACACUGGAGUGACUGAAUGGAAACAGAACAAAACUUGUAUUUCAGAUGUUCUGAGGGUUAGCCCACAUCUAACGGUGUUUGACGAUUUAGUCUGUUUAAGUCAUGACUUUGUCUUCCAGCUUUACUCAUUGUUUGACCUGAAUGUUGCAGCAGCACAGCUACAUGCAUUGGGUCUGCUGUUUUUUAUAACUUGCGAUUUCAGUGGCAUAUAUGCAUGCUAGUAAACGAUUGCAAUAUUUAUGUAAAUAUUCUCUUUUUUUAUAUCUCAUAUAUUUAGUCGUUCACUGGACUGGUCGCCACACUGAGAGUUUAAUUGUUAAGGUGAAAAUAUUGCCAAAUAUUGAAUCCAAGGAAAGUCUUCCUGUGAUAAAGUGUCUUUAAAUGUCCUAUUGUUCUUAAAACGUCAUCCUGUAAAACACACUGUGUGUCACUCCUUUGAGGCGUACUCUUAAACUUGAUAUAGCUGAUUUUCAGAGAACUUGUGAUUUUAUUUUGAAUACUUUUCUUAAAAGAGACAUAUAUUUUUUCCAUUUUCUGGUCAUUUCUCCAUGUUUUUGUUACAGAAAUGCAUGCUGUGCUGAACUGUCUUCAAAGCUGUGAAUUUUGGUGAAAUACAGCUUUGAAGCUUUCUAAAAGAAUGUAUUUUUGCUUAGAAAAUCUUGUCAUGAUAUCUGAGUUUUACUUCAUAGUUACUGUGGCUAGAGAAAUAUAUGACAUCAUUGAAAUAUCAACAGAAAAUGAACAAAAUGAACUUGACUUAUUUCAGUAAUACUAUCAAUCAAUUUCAUCUUUACUUUUUAUUACUGUGUUACUUUUCUCUUUUGAAAUAUUGAUGAAAGAGCACCUUUAAGUUCAUUUUUUUAACUAAAUUGAUUAGUUGGAAAUGAUUGAAAAUCAAAUGCAUGAGUUCAUGUUUUUUUAAAACUUAAAGGCAGAAAUUAAGAUUGGAGCGUGCAUUUAAACUGAAAGUACGAGUGCAUGGACAUGGUGGGGGAAUGUUUUAUUUCUGUAAAACCAUAAUCAUGAUAUUUCAUUUUCUGAUACCAGGGUUAUAUAUAGUUAUCACGAUAUCCCUAUAGUAUCAACAGUGUAUGAAAUCGAGGAAACAAAACAAGUUUUGCACUAUUUGUCAUUAGUAGCAUUAUCCACUGAUUACUAAGUUGUCAUAAAUAAAUAGAAAGAUUAGUUUUGGGAUCAUUUAUGUUAAAAUAAAAAAAAAAAAGACCACAUGCAGCAUCUCUACUUCAAGUACCUCCAGAACAACAUCUGUGAUUCAUUAGGAGUGCCUUACUGUGCUGUCUGUGUGCUGUGUAAGGGACUGAGCUACCCCUCAGUUCACUUAGAUUUAUUUGGGAGUGAAAGGACAGUUCCAGUAACACUAAAAGGGAAUCUUGUAUGUUUUCUAUGUUAUGUUCCUAUUCUGACAUGUGGAUGAGGGUCUUUCUUAUGACGUAUGUAGCUCUACUGUAGUCUUAUCAGUACUCCAAACAUUUUGUGAACUGUUUUUUUUUCCUUUUUUUUCCUUUUCAAUACAAUUUUCUACCACUGUUGUUUCAUUUUGAUAAAAAUAUUCAAUUAAACAUGGAAAUGAA